UCUCAACCAGUGUCAAAGAAAAACACACUUUUAUCUAAUGGCUUCUUCUUCACCAACUCUCCCUUCCGACGUUAUACGUUCCGAGAUUUUAACCCGAAUAUCCCCGGAAACCCUAGGCAGUUGCAGACUUGUCUCGAAGGAAUGGUACCAUGCCGCCUAUGACUCCUUCAAACUAUUUUGUGAGAAAACCAACACAACAUAUGGCUUCUUCCUUCAGAGCAAGUUCUACCCAAACCGUGUUUGCACCUUCUUACCAGUGGAAGAUAACAACAUCGACAACUCCAAAACUAUUUCGCUUAGGUUCUUACAUUUUCCCUACAGUAUUGAAGCCGCCGAUCGAGGUUUACUCGUCGGCGUGAGCCAUAAAAACCAUAAGAUUCCUCGCUACUUUGUUUGCGCUCCUACUACUCAAUACUGGAAACAAAUACCAAACCCUAAGACUAGGUAUUUUACUCGGGGCACUGCUAUUGCCGUGUUGAGGUCGAGUUCGAAUUCGAACCCAGUUUUGAGCAGCUGGUUUAAGAUUAUUCGAUUAUCGGAGCCCGAGACCAACCCCUCAUUUGACAACCACUAUAUAAGCGAAGUCUUUGAUUCAAACACUUGGUCUUGGAAGCAGCUGAACGAUUUGAUUUUACCUCACGGGGUUUUAUUGGGCACCAAUUCACCUGUUUCAGCGUGCUGCGCGCUUUACUGGCAUCUUACCAACAACCAAAUACUGGCUUUCUAUCAAGACAAGGAAACCUGGGAAACCUUCGCGCUACCACACCCUAUGUGCAACAACGUGCAUUGGAAGUACAGUUUAACCGCUUACCAAGGCCGUCUCGCGUUGGUUCGCAAAGAAGGAGGUGAUGAGUUCACGGAAUACUGGAUAAUGGAAGACCACCGAGAAAAAAUAUGGAGUGAGAGGAAGAGACUAAGCACCCGAGGGACUUCUGUUAUAGCAUUCUGCGACAGUGACGUUGCGCUCAUGAAGGAAUAUGGGAAGAUGAUAUUUUACAAUUUUAAAGAGUGCAGAGUAUCCAAGCUAGUGGAACUAGAGAGCUGGCAUGAGCCGGACUACAUUUUCAGUUUUCCGGCCACAAAAAAUCCGGGAAAUAUUGCCGAUCAUGUCACUCACAACUUAGCUUGGGGCUGGUGUUUCAAGUUCAUCCUUUUGUUGUUUGUCAUUACUUUGUUUUGGUUUUGGUUAUUAGACAUUUAAAAUCAUGUUCCAACGUAUUUCAUGGGGGGUGACAAUCAACGACGGCAAGGUGUUUUGCUGUGGUAGCAACAGGGCGGUUAGGGUUUCUUUCUUUCUGUGUGUGUUGUCUUCUGUGUUUUGUUGUGGGCUCAACCUUUGGGUUGAGUUUUUUGC
This is a messenger RNA of Malus domestica (apple), 1354 nucleotides long. RefSeq names its product F-box protein At5g49610-like. Gene Ontology annotation, molecular function: protein binding. NCBI's taxonomy places the organism in Eukaryota, Viridiplantae, Streptophyta, Magnoliopsida, Rosales, Rosaceae. The record is from RefSeq and is a predicted model, not a curated record.